This is a messenger RNA of Cercocebus atys (sooty mangabey), 4763 nucleotides long. RefSeq names its product endoplasmic reticulum-golgi intermediate compartment (ERGIC) 1 (gene ERGIC1). The record is from RefSeq and is a predicted model, not a curated record. Bases 1941 to 2891 code for a protein of 316 amino acids. Gene Ontology annotation, biological process: retrograde vesicle-mediated transport, Golgi to endoplasmic reticulum; endoplasmic reticulum to Golgi vesicle-mediated transport. The transcript is spliced from 10 exons. Gene Ontology annotation, cellular component: Golgi membrane; COPII-coated ER to Golgi transport vesicle; endoplasmic reticulum membrane. Lineage: Eukaryota; Metazoa; Chordata; Mammalia; Primates; Cercopithecidae.
AUGUAAAUGUUCCAAGUGUUUCUGGGAUUCAGAACCUCACCUCCAUGCUCUAGAGGUCAAGAGAGUUGGAGCAAAGUCCAGAAGGAAAGGCCAGCUGGGGAGGCAGGAGGAGAGCGGAGUGGGGAAGAGAAGUGGAGAGAAGUGGGAGUGGGAGGGAGAUGCUCACAGCCCUCAGACAGCAGCCAUGACCUGGUGGGGGCCCCUGCCUCUGCCCUAGAUUUUCUCUCAUCUUGGACCUAUGGGGAAUGCACCGUGCCCCUCUUUGGGGCCUAAUUUCCUGUGUCCACUGGUGCCACCUCUUUGCAGAGGCAGCCUUCAGAGGGAUUUGUGGGGGAGAAGGAGCUUCUCCUUUGGAAAGAAAAUGCUUGUGGUCCCCCAUGUACCCUACACCCUGCAACUGUGUCACAGGAGAAGCACUCCCCCAUGGGGGCCAGGCACUGUGCUAAGCCUUUUCCCUGUACUAACAUGCGAACCCCCUCUGAGCACGCCAGUGAAGUGAGCACUGUUUGACAGCCUGAGAAACGGAAGCACGGGGCAGUGAAGGGAAUUCCCCCAGGCCACAGCUAGCAAGUGGCAGAGCUGGGACUUGAACCCAGAAAGGGCAACUCCAGGCUCACCGCCCUGUACUCUCCAGCCUGUUGUCUAGUAGAGGCAAGGGAGGCCCAGGGGUCUCCCCCGAUGCUUAUCUCAUUCUGUAACUCUGCAUUCUCAAUGGAGGUUUUCUUGACUCUAGCUCCAGGCAGGCAGAGACUGCCUUUGUUUGGCUCCCAUUUUUAUCAUUAGCAGAGCAGGUGCUAGUGAUAGUUGCUGAACGGGUGCUGGAUGAAUGCAUGAACAAAUGCAUGAAUGUGGAAAUGAAAGGGGAUGCAGAUGGAGAUGAUGCAGAUGGAGAUGAUGCAGAUGGAGAUGAUGCAGAUGGAGAGCAGUGGCCAUGCAGAAUCGUUGCAGACCUUGGCUUCAGGCUGUGGGGGAUCCGCAAGCCAAGGGUUUGAAUCCAGCUCCAGUGCUUGCCAGCAAUGCCACCUUGGGUGACCUUUAUCGUGCUACCUGGAAAGUGGGGUUGCUGGCAGCCCCUCCCUCCUGGCAUCAGUGACACUGCAUGAUUAGGGUGUGAUCCCUUUGGGUACAAGCGGGGGUGGUGGACCUCCCAGGUGGGCAGGUCCAGUUUGGAUGAAAGGCCAAGGACAAUUCACAGGCGAGCACAGGAGUCCUUGCUUAGCCCCAGCAAUUCUACAGAACCUGCUGUGAACUGCUGGCUGCUGCCUGUAACUUUUCCCUGUCCCUAUUUCCACUCCUUGGAGGCCGCAAGAACAACUGCUGGCUGGCCUUGGCCACUGCCUCAGUGUUCCAGCCUCUGCCGUCAUUUGACACCAAGAAGACAGCCAGGCAGGCCUUGGCUCGCUGCAGAGGUUCUCCACCCCCAGUCCUCGCCGCCCCCCAGUCCUCUGGGUCCUGGCUGGGCUAGGCAGGAGGGCACUUACCUCUCCCUUCUCUCUCUACCGUAGCAUGAACCAGCAGAGGGGCUCUCAACCCUGGUGCUGGGCAGCGGGUCUAGAUUUCCCUCUCUGUCUGCAAGUAUACCCACAAUUUCCCUUCCCUGCUUUCUGGGCUCAGCAGGGCUAUUCACAGGAAGCACGGAGGACCUCUCCCUCACAGUGAGCAACUGACCUUUUUUGAGCACCUAGUGAAUGCCAAGGGUUCUUUCUACAUUCCAAUUCGUGAUCUCAUUCGUUUCUCAAAAUCUCCCUAGGAGGGAGACGUAAUGCCCCUCCCCAUUUUACAGAUGAGUAAACUGAGACUCCAAGAGGUUCAGCCCGUUGCCUAGCAGAGGCAGGAUUUGAGCCGAAAGCUGGGUUGUCUGUACUCCCCUCCAUGCUGCUCUGCAGAAAAGAGAAGCCCUGAGAAAGCUCAGGAAUGUAGUGACAGUCGCAGUGCUAGCGAUGAUGUUAAGCACAGCUCACGUCCACCAUGUGCUUGCUACGUGCUGGGAGCUGCCAUUCAUGCCUUACGUGCAUUUCUGCGUUCUUACUUCUGUGAGGUUUGACAUCUACAGGAAGGUGCCCAAGGACCUUACACAGCCAACGUACACCGGGGCCAUUAUCUCCAUCUGCUGCUGCCUGUUCAUCCUCUUCCUCUUCCUCUCGGAGCUCACCGGAUUUAUAACGACAGAAGUUGUGAACGAGCUCUACGUCGAUGACCCAGACAAGGACAGCGGGGGCAAGAUCGAUGUCAGUCUGAACAUCAGUUUACCCAAUCUGCACUGCGAGUUGGUCGGGCUGGACAUUCAGGAUGAGAUGGGCAGGCAUGAAGUGGGCCACAUUGACAACUCCAUGAAGAUCCCACUGAACAAUGGGGCAGGCUGCCGCUUCGAGGGGCAGUUCAGCAUCAACAAGGUCCCCGGCAACUUCCACGUGUCCACACACAGUGCCACAGCCCAGCCACAGAACCCGGACAUGACGCAUGUCAUCCACAAGCUCUCCUUUGGGGACACGCUACAGGUCCAGAACGUCCACGGAGCUUUCAAUGCUCUCGGGGGAGCAGACAGACUCACCUCCAACCCCCUGGCCUCCCACGACUACAUCCUGAAGAUUGUACCCACGGUUUAUGAGGACAAGAGUGGCAAGCAGCGGUACUCCUACCAGUACACGGUGGCCAACAAGGAAUACGUCGCCUACAGCCACACAGGCCGCAUCAUCCCUGCCAUCUGGUUCCGCUACGACCUCAGCCCCAUCACGGUCAAGUACACAGAGAGACGGCAGCCGCUGUACAGAUUCAUCACCACGAUCUGUGCCAUCAUUGGCGGGACCUUCACCGUCGCCGGCAUUCUGGAUUCAUGCAUCUUCACAGCCUCCGAGGCCUGGAAGAAGAUCCAACUGGGCAAGAUGCAUUGACGCCGCACCCAGCCUAACAGCCGAGGACCCUGGGCAUCGCCAGCCUUGCCUCCAGCGCCCUGUCUCCUUUGGCCCUCAAUCUGGCCUCAAAUCUGGCUGUGUCCCAAAGUGUGUGUGGGAGGUGGGGGGAAAGUAGAGGAUGGCUCGAUGUUUCGCAGCUACCUCUUUUCCCCGUGUUUCAUUUUAGACAAAUUACACUGCCUGAAGUUGCAGUUCCCCUUUCCCUGGGGAGCCCCAAGAGUAGAGUCAGGCAAGGGGUGGGGAGUCCAGGGAUCUUGGGGACCCCUCCUAGGAGAGCUGCAGUCUCUUCCCUCUUAGGGGAAUAUCCCAGAACGCAUAUCGAUCAGCUCUCAGCCAGGCUUCGACAAUCUCGUGGCCCCCACUGUGUGGACACACUAAUGAUUUGGUUUCUCCCCUGGGCAGCCAACCCGCCCCAGAGGCACCAGACCUGGGCUGUCAGCUUUGGGACCAGGCUACUCCUUUAUACACCCGGCACCUUCCACGAAAGAUGGUACUUCCCAAGCAAACCCCUACAAUUUGUCACUAUAGAUGGAACCCUGACUUCUGUCCCAUCCCUUCCUGCCCAACCUAGAGCCCAGGCCUCAAGCCUUUACCCCCACCCCUGUCUUGUUCUUCUAAGACGCAGAUGCCCAGUUGCUCAGCAGCAGCGGUAGAGACUUGAAUCUGCCCACCAGUCACAAGGCGGGUCACAGAUUCCUCUUCCUCUCUUCUCCUUGUUCCUCUGAACCCCCCACCAACGUGCCUCAGCCUGUGUGCUGUGUGGCAACAGCAUUUCUUGGUGAAGGGGCUGGUUCCCACUGCCAAGACCUCCCACUGCUCUGCUGGGAUCUGCAGUGGUAGGGAGUGGGGGUUGUGUGAAGGGGAAGUCAUCUUUGGAGAUCCAGAUAGACAUGGUUUGUGCACUUAUGUCCAGAUGGGAAGCAUCCUUCCUGCGACCCUAAAAUCAUCGUGCAGCCUCUCUCAGACGGACGCCAUCAGUCCCAAGGCCUUAGGUGGAGGAACAAAGGAGGCCAGCCCUGUCCUGUCUGUGGACCUCUACCUUCUGGACUCCCUAUGGGUGCAGAGCACUUGGGUCUCUCUACAACCCAGUCUUGGCCCACUUGCCCACUGCUCCCCCAUCAGCUGGUCACAUGCCAACACAUUCCCAGCCCCUGGGGCAGCUCCAGGGUGCCCCACCUGCUCCUGAGGUGGGUCCCUACCCUGCUGCUCCUCUUCAUCCUUUCCCUUUUGUCCUGAAAGGGAGGGGCAAUGGUCCAGGCAUUAAUUCCACCUAGGGAAUUUUAGCUAUGCCCUCAUAUCCCAGGGAGAGAGCCACACGCCUGUUUUCCAUUUAUAGCAAGAUUGUUUGCAUACUUUUGUAAUGAAGGGGAGUGUCCAGUGGAAGGAUUUUUAAAAUUAUCUUAUGGAUAGCUCAAGUCUCUGCCAUUUGUAAUUUUUGGCUCUAAGCUCCAAUUGGAGAAGCUUCUCCUUGUGCAUAUGAGUUGACUGAUGUUGUGAGUGUAAAUGCAUUUGGCUAUUUCUGGUAUCUGUGGCCACUUGGAUGGAUUUCUUUUUUUACAUUCUGUUCCUCAGUUACAGAAAGGAGUCCCUUUGGUGUGUGAAUAUGUGUGCCUGUAGAGGGUGGGGUGGGGAUGGAAAUGUGUGGCAUGCACAUGAGUUGAAAUUCUACUUUUAUGCAUUUUUUUGAAAAAAAAAAAAAAAACUCGGAGGACAUAGGGGAUGUCAGUUUCCUAUGGAAGAGACACCUCUGACCUGUUAUUCUUAUAAUCAAAAUCUCAAGGGAAAAAAAUGUUUUAGUUCUUUCACCACUCAUUGGGUUCAACUAGAUUAAAAGGCUGAUUUUCAGAAAUA